Nycticebus coucang (slow loris) is the source of this 408-nucleotide messenger RNA. Its product is annotated as fatty acid-binding protein 5-like. The transcript has a single exon. Gene Ontology annotation, molecular function: fatty acid binding. The record is from RefSeq and is a predicted model, not a curated record. NCBI's taxonomy places the organism in Eukaryota, Metazoa, Chordata, Mammalia, Primates, Lorisidae. Gene Ontology annotation, biological process: fatty acid transport. Bases 1 to 408 code for a protein of 135 amino acids. Gene Ontology annotation, cellular component: nucleus; cytosol.
AUGGCCACGGUGCAGCAGCUCGCGGGAAGAUGGCGCCUGGUGGACAGCAAAGGCUUGGAUAAAUACCUGAAGGAACUAGGACUGGGGCUACCUCAACGAAAAAUGGGUGCCAUGGCCAAACCCGAUUGUAUCAUCACUUGCGACGGCAAAAACCUCACCAUAAAAACUGAGAGCGCCGUGAAAACAACACAGUUUUCUUGUGUCUUGGGAGAGAAGUUUGAAGAAACUACAGCUGACGGUAGAAAAACUCAGACCGUCUGCAACUAUAUAGAUGGAGCAUUGGUUCAACACCAAGAAUGGGAUGGGAAGGAAAACACCAUAACAAGAAAAUUGACGGAUGGGAAAUUAGUGGUGGAAUGCUCCACGAACCAAGUCACUUGUACUCGGGUCUAUGAAAAAGUAGAAUAA